AUGUAUCGCACCUUCAACUCUAGAAUAGCUCUUCGAGCCAUGAGCCGCGGCAUUGCCCCCGCAACUUGCAUUGGAGCUUUCGUCGCAACACGACCUGUCAUCCGUUGUGAUGCACCCACCCUUGCCACGGGGCCUCCACGACGAAACCGCUCUUUUGAUGUUUCUCCAGAUACUGUUCGUCAGAUUUCUAGCGGAAGUAUCGCUGGAUUUGGAAUCGGGGUUGUAGUCGCUCUCUUUUCGCGAACCCUUGCAUUCCUCGCAGGAGUAAUUGCCUUUUCCAUUCAUCUCGCUUCCCGUUGGGGUUUGGAUAUUCCUCGAACUCUUGGUAUUGAAAAGCUGUUGAAGAAGAGCUCGAUCUGGAAUAAGAGCAAGAACAGGCCACUGUUCACCGUCUCUUUCCUCGCAACAUUUAUACUAGCUACCUUUGUACGUCUAUAG
Fusarium pseudograminearum CS3096 is the source of this 438-nucleotide messenger RNA. RefSeq lists its product as uncharacterized. The transcript is spliced from 3 exons. The record is from RefSeq and is a predicted model, not a curated record. The coding region runs from base 1 to 438 and encodes 145 amino acids. NCBI's taxonomy places the organism in Eukaryota, Fungi, Ascomycota, Sordariomycetes, Hypocreales, Nectriaceae.